This is a messenger RNA of Entelurus aequoreus (snake pipefish), 5696 nucleotides long. RefSeq names its product SMAD family member 4a (gene smad4a). Gene Ontology annotation, biological process: anatomical structure morphogenesis; cell differentiation; transforming growth factor beta receptor signaling pathway. The record is from RefSeq and is a predicted model, not a curated record. The transcript is spliced from 11 exons. NCBI's taxonomy places the organism in Eukaryota, Metazoa, Chordata, Actinopteri, Syngnathiformes, Syngnathidae. Bases 297 to 1808 code for a protein of 503 amino acids. Gene Ontology annotation, cellular component: heteromeric SMAD protein complex. Gene Ontology annotation, molecular function: DNA-binding transcription factor activity, RNA polymerase II-specific; RNA polymerase II cis-regulatory region sequence-specific DNA binding; I-SMAD binding.
GGAGGGGAGGAAUGUUCUGUUUAUUUUCUGUGCGAGCGAGACAACUGUUGUUAGCAUCUCCCGCUGCGCUCACAUGCGGACAUUUAUCGCCAGCGGAGCCCAAACACGACCCUGGGGGAUCAUAAAACCCCAGAACAGAGUGGCCUGACCGCGGAGGACCGUCACAGAAAGAAGGUUUCUGGCACUGCGCUUGUAUCGACUCUUAACGCGGUCUCUGGCACAGGCACAUAUACUGGAGCGAGAGAGAGACAGAGCGAGAGAGAGAAACUCCCCAAGGCUGAAAUCUAAGGAGCAGGAUGUCCAUCACUAACACACCCACCAGCAACGACGCUUGCCUGAGCAUCGUCCACAGCCUGAUGUGCCACCGACAAGGGGGGGAGAGCGAGAGCUUCGCCAAGCGAGCCAUCGAGAGCCUCGUCAAGAAGCUGAAGGAGAAGAAAGACGAGCUGGAUUCGCUCAUCACGGCCAUCACCACCAACGGGGCGCAUCCCAGCAAGUGUGUAACCAUACAGCGGACUUUGGAUGGUCGCCUACAGGUUGCUGGUCGUAAAGGAUUCCCCCAUGUGGUUUAUGCGCGACUGUGGCGGUGGCCCGAUCUACACAAGAACGAACUAAAACAUGUCAAAUAUUGCCAGUAUGCCUUUGACCUCAAAUGUGACAAUGUUUGUGUCAACCCAUACCACUAUGAAAGAGUGGUCUCACCAGGCAUCGACCUAUCAGGACUGACACUCUCAAGCUCAGGUCCUCUCAUGGUGAAGGACGAGUAUGACUACGACAACCAGCAGUCUCACCCCAGCUCUGAAAGCCACCUGCAGACCAUCCAGCAUCCUCCAUCCAGGCCCGGCCCACAGGAAACCUUCAGCAGCCCAGCGUUACUCCCUCCACCCGAGGGCAGCAGCUCGGCUUCCACGUCCGCCUUCUCCUCUAUCAGCGCCGGACCCUCAAAUUCCAACCCCAACUGGAGCAGAAACAGCAGCUUCACCCCUGCGGUGCCUCCGCAUCAAAAUGGACAUCUACAGCACCAUACACCCAUGUCUCACACGGGACAUUAUUGGCCUGUUGGCAAUGAAAUAGCAUUCCAGCCCCCUAUAUCCAACCACCCAGCUCCAGAAUAUUGGUGCUCAAUUGCGUACUUUGAGAUGGACGUCCAAGUCGGUGAGACGUUUAAGGUGCCCUCCACGUGCCCGAUAGUGACCGUGGACGGCUACGUGGACCCCUCUGGAGGCGAUCGCUUCUGUCUGGGUCAACUGAGCAACGUCCACAGGACGGAGAACAUAGAGAGGGCCAGGCUUCAUAUUGGCAAAGGCGUGCAGUUGGAGUGCAAAGGUGAAGGAGACGUGUGGGUGCGCUGUUUGAGUGACCAUGCAGUGUUUGUGCAGAGUUAUUACCUGGACAGAGAGGCGGGACGGGCACCCGGGGACGCCGUCCACAAGAUCUAUCCCAGCGCUUACAUCAAGGUCUUCGACCUGCGUCAGUGCCACAGGCAAAUGCAGCAGCAGGCAGCCACAGCUCAAGCGGCUGCUGCGGCUCAGGCAGCAGCGGUGGCCGGGAACAUCCCCGGGCCUGGCUCCGUGGGCGGCAUUGCUCCGGCCAUCAGUCUGUCUGCGGCCGCAGGCAUCGGCGUCGACGACCUUCGCCGGCUGUGCAUCCUGCGCAUGAGCUUUGUGAAGGGCUGGGGGCCCGACUACCCCCGCCAAAGCAUCAAAGAGACGCCCUGCUGGAUCGAGAUCCAUCUACACCGUGCACUGCAGCUCCUGGACGAGGUCCUGCACACCAUGCCCAUCGCCGACCCACAGCCUCUCGACUGAGUCUCAAGACGUGAGCUUGUCCAAAAACUUUUUUUUUUUAAAUGACGGCACUCUCCUGGGAGGGCAGAGGAGAGGACUGCACAGCCACAGGGACAACAAGAGCUGGGCCAGGCGGUAUGAUUAGAAGCGAGGACACUAUAUAGCCCGGUUAAGCUUACCGAGUGGGAACGCGUGGCUGCAGUACACUGACAACCAGUAUUUUUUCUCUAUGUGGGACAUCUCUCAAAAACAAACGCGUCAAUGCUAGGGCUAGGCGAUAUGGCAAGAAAAAAAAUCUAGAUUUUAUUUUUUUUUAAUUAAAGCUGAUUGUCCUGUGCAGGAUUAUACAGAGUACCGUAUCCCAACUGUUUGCUACUGCAGUAUCUUGUAACAAACAUUUCCACCAUGUUUGUUUGAGGUAAUACAUGCUAACAGCUGUCAUUUUGUUCAUAUCUAUAUUUGUGUUUACUGGAGGUGCAGCAGUACAGGUAACCCCGGCUAAGGUCCGUACCUGGUCUUAGAGUCACGGUUUGAUUCUUUUUCGGUACGUUUUGUGGGGGUAAUGAGAACAACUUUUUCGCCUCUCAAAAGUUACUUUGUUUUUUUGCUCAUCAUCACAAACAUUCUGCAGUAAACAAAGUAUACUUGGUGUAGUGAACACUAAGACUUGUAUUUCAAGUUAACAUUUACUAAACAACACUUUCAAAUGGUAAAUUACUAUUUGUAUUCUUUAAUUACUUGUAUACAUCAGUACUUCUCAAGCACUGAUGUACAAACCCUGUUUCCAUAUGAGUUGGGAAAUGGUGUUAGAUGUAAAUAUAAACGGAAUACAAUGAUUUGCAAAUCAUUUUCAACCCAUAUUCAAUUGAAUGCACUACAAAGACAAGAUAUUUGAUGUUCAAAAUCAUAAACUUUAUUUAUUUUUUUGCAAAUAAUAAUUAACUUAGAAUUUCAUGGCUGCAACACGUGCCAAAGUAGUUGGGAAAGGGCAUGUUCACCACUGUGUUACAUGGCCUUUCCUUUUAACAACACUCAGUAAACGUUUGGGAACUGAGGAGACACAUUUUUGAAGCUUCUCAGGUGGAAUUCUUUCCCAUUCUUGCUUGAUGUACAGCUUAAGUUGUUCAACAGUCCAGGGGUCUCCGUUGUGGUAUUUUAGGCUUCAUAAUGCGUCACACAUUUUCAAUGGGAGACAGGUCUGGGCUGCAGGCAGGCCAGUCUAGUACCCGCACUCUUUUACUAUGAAAAGUGGCUUGGCAUUGUCUUACUGAAAUAAGCAGGGGCGUCCAUGGUAACGUUGCUUGGAUGGCAACAUAUGUUGCUCCAAAACCUGUAUGUACCUUUGAGUAUUAAUGGCGCCUUCACAGAUGUGUAAGUUACCCAUGUCUUGGGCACUAAUACACCCCCAUACCAUCCAGAUGCUGGCUUUUCAACUUUGCGCCUAUAACAAUCCGGAUGGUUCUUUUCCUCUUUGGUCCGGAGGACACGACGUCCACAGUUUCCAAAAACAAUUUAAUAUGUGGACUUGUCAGACCACAGAACACUUUUCCACUUUGUAUCAGUCCAUCUUAGAUGAGCUCAGGCCCAGCGAAGCCGACAACGUUUCUGGGUGUUGUUGAUAAACGGUUUUCGCCUUGCAUUGGAGAGUUUUAACUUGCACUUACAGAUGUAGCGACCAACUGUAGUUACUGACAGUGGGUUUCUGAAGUGUUCCUGAGCCCAGGUGGUGAUAUCCUUUACACACUGAUGUCGCUUGUUGAUGCAGUACAGCCUGAGGGAUGGAAGGUCACGGGCUUAGCUGCUUACGUGCAGUGAUUUCUCCAGAUUCUCUGAACCCUUUGAUGAUAUUACGGAGCGUAGAUGGUGAAAUCCCUAAAUUCCUUGCAAUAGCUGGUUGAGAAAGGUUUUUCUUAAACUGUUCAACAAUUUGCUCACGCAUUGGUUGACAAAGUGGUGACCCUCGCCCCAUCCUUGUUUGUGAAUGACUGAGCAUUUCAUGGAAUCUACUUUUAUACUCAAUCAUGGCACCCACCUGUUCCCAAUUUGCCUGUUCACCUGUGGGAUGUUCCAAAUAAGUGCUUGAUGAGCAUUCCUCAACUUUAUCAGUAUUUAUUGCCACCUUUCCCAACUUCUUGGUCACGUGUUGCUGGCAUCAAAUUCUAAAGUUAAUGAUUAUUUGUAAAAAAAAAAAAGUUUUAUCAGUUUGAACAUCAAAUAUGUUGUCUUUGUAGCAACUGAAUAUGGGUUGAAAAGGAUUUGCAAAUCAUUGUAUUCCGUUUAUAUUUACAUCUAACACAAUUUCCCAACUCAUAUGGAAACGGGGUUUGUAUACAAGCGGUGACCCAGAUUGUGGAGUUUUUAAAACCCAAAUACUGUAUCUUAUACUGAAUGAAAAUACAUUAAAGUGCAGUUUGAAAUUGAGGUACUGUAAAAUUAUAUAUACCAAAACACAUUAUUUCAAGAACAAAAUGUGUUUUUUUCCCCUGCACAAACAAAAAGAACACAAAGUGUCUCUCUGCAGAGUUUUUAGUACAUGUUAUAUCAGAGGAAUGAAAUCUUUGCAGACACAUAAACAAAAAGUCUGAUUUAAAAUAAUUUAGACAUAAAAAUGUCUUUUCUGAUUAAAUUAGUGGGUGUGUUCAUUCUCCCAGUCGGGACCAAUACAGUCACAUAGACGUUCUGAGUGCCUGCAGGUUUGCAUUCAGGGCAGGAUUACUGGUGAGCUGCAGCAGACAGUGAAACUAAAGUCGCUGCUCCUUUUAAACGUUGUUUCAACUUCUAUGCUAGUGUUAGUCAUAUGUCUUUAUUUUGUUCUUGUUGGCUGCACUUUCAGCUGUGUCAGGGGAAGAGGCACAUCGCUGAUUGGACGUCAAUUACGUCAUGACAAGCCUCACUUUCGCGACGGUGGAACGGGAGGUGGCGCGUACACACGCAAACGUACACAAUCACAGACACACACAGGAUCACGGUCAAUAAAGAUGGAUUGUUCCGUGCAGGAUUAUACCAAGCAUUGUUGCUUCCCUACUGUUGACUACUGCCGUAACUUCUAACAGACAUAAUCGAGUAAAUAUGCUACCAUCUGAUCACUGGGAUCGAACUCAAAUUAAUCACGAUCAUAUAAUCGCCCAGCCCUAGUUCACACUAGCGUAAGUAAAUCCACUAUUUAUUCAAACUUAUAGUGUUGCACAAACGAUUCCCAAACGGUCUUUUUUCUCUCCGCUAUGUGGACAUUUCAUGUAUUUAAUAUUUAAACUGUGCAGAGCCCCUGUUUUGAACUUUUUAAUGAGACUGCUUGGCUUCUGCUGGUCCAGUGCUCCUCAUCCUCAUCCUCCUCCACCGGCUCUCAUAUGGCAUCAUGUAAGUUUUUCAUCCUCCUCCUCUUUGCAGUCACAUCAGGAUGUUACUCUUGUGUAUUGUUUGAAUGCUGGUUGGUUUUGGACGUUUUUUAUGAUUUUUGAGUGAUACCAAGAACUCCACCCCCCGCCCCCUGACGUUUUUCAAACUGCACAUGUUUUAAACUGAUAUUCUCAUCUAGACUGGCCUGAUGGUUAUAUGAUCGUCAUCUUUUAAAUGGUAUCUCCUUUUAAGCCCUCAGUUUGUCAUCUUGUGCAUAGUCUCGCUAAAUGCUACAGUAUUGGACAAAAUGCAUCAUGUGCUAACUCGCCCUGACAGCUCAUAACCUCCCAAAAGCUGUGAGAGGAAAUGCAAGCCAUAUUGAUGCCAAAUGCAGUCAUUUCAGUGAUAUUCUUUAUUCCACAUAGUAGUAUUGAUAAAUAGCGACAACUCUUGUAUUUUCUCUUUUUUUUAUGCUCUAUCCAUCAGCCGCCACAUAACUUCCAGCAUCUGAAAUACAUAACACAUCUGGAUUAUAGCAGUGUUAAUAUGUUUGAAUAAAAAUGUAAUGGGCUA